CACCUGGCGCCGCCUCCGGAAGAGGUCUUCGGGGAUCGGGGAACCUCGAAGAGAGCCGGGUGGCGACAGAUGCGUAGGCACCAUGGACUCCCCUGGUGGGCCAAGCUUCUCUUCCGGGCUGCUCUCAGGGGGUGCUUCUCCUAGUGGCGAUGAAGGAUUCUUUCCCUUUGUGCUGGAGCGUCGAGACUCCUUCCUGGGAGGAGGCCCAGGGCCAGAAGAACCAGAGGACCUGGCACUGCAGCUGCAACAAAAAGAAAAGGACCUGUUGCUGGCCGCCGAGCUUGGCAAGAUGCUUCUGGAGCGCAAUGAGGAGCUUCGGAGGCAGCUGGAAACACUGAACGCUCAGCACUUGGAGCAUGAAGAAAGGCUGCAGCAGGAGAAUCAUGAGCUCCGUCGAGGACUGGCAGCCCGGGGUGCUGAGUGGGAGGCCAGAGCUGUGGAACUGGAAGGAGAUGUGGAAGCCCUGCGGGCCCAGCUUGGGGAGCAGCGGUCAGAGCAGCAGGACAGUGGUCGAGAACGGGCAAGGGCCCUUGGUGAACUCAGCGAGCAAAAUCUCAGGCUCAGCCAGCAGCUGGCCCAGGCCUCCAGGACUGAACAGGAACUUCAGCGGGAGCUGGAUACCCUUCGGGGGCAGUGUCAGACUCAGGCCCUGGCAGGGGCAGAGCUGAGAACGAGGCUAGAGAGUCUACAGGCAGAGAAUCAGAUGCUGCAAGACCGCCGGCAGGACCUGGAGGCCCAGAUUCGAGGCCUUCGUGAAGAAGUGGACAAAGGUCAGGGCAGGCUACAGACCACCCAUGAGGAGUUGCUGCUGCUUCGUAGAGAGAGAAAAGAGCACAAGUUGGAGCUGGAACGCGCUCGCUUCGAGGCUGGAGAGGCGCUGAGCACGCUGAGGAGGCUGCAGCGGCGGGUGUCGGAGCUGGAGGAGGAGUCGCGACUCCAGGACGCCGAGAUCUCCGGCGCCUCCCUGCAGACCGAGCUCGCCCACAGCCUUGACAGCGAUCAGGACCAAGACCAGCAAGUCAAUGAAUGCAGAGCCUCUCAGACCAUAUCGUCCCCUGAGACUGAAGAGGCAUCCAGUCCCCAGCCUUCAAUCCAGGAAGAGAGUUUGGAGCCACCCAAGAAGCGAGCAUCCCUGAGCCCAGUGGAGAUACUGGAGGAAAAGGAGGCAGAAGUGGCCAGGCUGCAGGAUGAGAUCUCGCUGCACCGCACAGAGCUACAGUCGCUGCGGGAUGAGCUGCAGCGACAGAAGGAGCUGAGGGCUCAGGACAAUCCAGAGGAAGCCCUGAGCUGUGCACUCUCUGACCGGGAUGAAGCAGUGAACAAGGCCUUGAAGCUGUCACUGGAGCUCAAUCGCGUCUCCCUAGAGCGGGACUCUCUGUCCCGGGAGUUGAUGCGCGCCAUCCGCCAGAAGGUGGCGCUGACGCAGGAGCUCGAGGCUUGGCAGGAUGACAUGCAGGUAGUGAUUGGACAGCAGCUGCGCUCCCAGCGCCAGAAAGAGCUCAGUGAGGCUGCAGCCGCCCCAAGACGUGCGAAGACCCGCUUUUCAUUGCGCCUGGGAUCCGGGCAGAGUGGAGGCUUUCUAAGCAACUUCUUCCGAAGGACCUGAGGGUUGGGGGCCAGGACUACCUUUUCUCACUCUGGAGCUCAAUUUCCUAACAGCCAAUGAAACCACGGGGCCUAAAUGACUUCCAAGGGAGGUCAUUGUCUUCCAUGCCCCAAGAGGUGGACAGAGGCACUUUGGGAGCAGGGACCAGCUUUGGGGCAGGAGCCCCAGGAGGGUGGCGGGGGCAAAGCUGUUUAUUUUUUGAACCUAUAUAGAGCUAUCUUUUCUAAGCGCCAGGCCCUGCCCCAUCUGUGCAAGAGGGGUGGGGACAAGUAUUUAUGUGUAAGGAUAAGUCAGAGCAAUAUAUAAACCACUAUACUUAA
Molecule: messenger RNA, 1926 nt
Organism: Rattus rattus (black rat)
Lineage: Eukaryota; Metazoa; Chordata; Mammalia; Rodentia; Muridae
Gene: Bicdl2
Product: BICD family like cargo adaptor 2
Exons: 10
Coding region: 83-1606 (507 amino acids)
Biological process (GO): vesicle transport along microtubule; Golgi to secretory granule transport
Source: RefSeq, a predicted model, not a curated record